AAGGAGCUGCCCCUGACCCUUUUCUACCAUCUCCAAGUUACAUCAUCUCAUCAAACCUUCAAGCUUUAAUCACAAUCACAACUGCCUUCUUCAACAUGUCUGGCGAAGGAUUCCUCAACCAAACCAGCUUGCAUUCACGCGCCAAAUAUCGUGCGGCGCUCUUGACCUAUCCUGGAAACCUCAAGCAAGCUCUGAAAGAUGCUCAGGAGGACUCUAAAAAGACCUUGUUCGGCGUCGCUCAGGGCAUUGCCAGCACCACCUUGACAAAGGUCUUGGCUUCCGCCAAACCCGAUUUUAUUUGGAUGGAUGUUGAGCACGGCAUGUUUGAUCGCUCAACCCUCAACGACGCUAUUCACGCCGCCCAGCACCACUCUGAGGGCGAGACACUAGUCAUUGUGAGAGUACCAAAGGAAGAUGAGAUUGCACUGUCUACGGCCUUGGACGCUGGUGCGUCUGGCAUCAUCAUCCCCCACUGCGAAACCAAGGAAGAGGUAGAGGAGUUUAUCCAGAAGAUGUACUACCCCCCCGUCGGUGCCCGUUCAUUUAGCCCUUGGACCUUUACGCCCGGCAUCUCAGAUCUCUCUCUAUACCCAGAGGAUGCCUUCAACAUGAAGACGUCCAACAACCACAUCGCCAUCAUCCCCCAGAUCGAAAGCGUAAAGGGCAUUGCAAACGUCGAGGAGAUUGCCUCAAUACCCGGCGUCUCAGCGCUCAUGUUCGGACCCGGCGACUUCAUGGCAGACGCAAGAGUGCCCAUGGUCUUGGGAGGCCCUCCUCAUCCCGUCUUGGCUUCUGCCAUGGAAAGCAUGUCAAAGGCCAGCAAGAAAUACAACAUCCCGCUUGUUGGUGGCGCUCUGGCUCCUGAGAUGAUUCCCAUGAUGGUAGAGUCAGGCCACCGAGUAGUCGUUACCAUGUUUGAUGUGUGGGGCAUCGCGAACCUUGCCAAAUCUUCGGUUCAGAACGCCAAGGAAUUAAUCGGUGCAGUCGAGAAGAAGACGAAUGGUGUAUCUAAAUAAAAAACAGUUGUGUGUGGUUACAUUGUAGACUAGAACUAUCAACUCAGGUUAUAUCCUCCCCAAAUUGCCAGCCAUUGUUCAUUCCGUGGAGUGAGCACAAUUCCA
Molecule: messenger RNA, 1121 nt
Organism: Trichoderma atroviride IMI 206040
Lineage: Eukaryota; Fungi; Ascomycota; Sordariomycetes; Hypocreales; Hypocreaceae
Cellular component (GO): cytoplasm
Molecular function (GO): aldehyde-lyase activity
Source: RefSeq, a predicted model, not a curated record